AUGGAAAUGAAAGACCCUUCAGAUUUGAGUCCAUCUCUGCUCUCAUCGUCCAAGAAUGUGUCCAGAGAUGCCACCAUCAUCAUGGCACCACCAACAGACCUGCAAGACCCAGUCAUAGAGUCAGAACUGUGGCCAGACACCAUGUCUGCCUCAAAGAGCAGAAAGCCUUCCACACCCUCCCCGACAACCUCUGUCUGUCCUAAAGCAGAGGAUGUUGAGUGUCUAACAUCUUUGGGCUCAGGGGAGAGAGCCAGAGUCUCUGCGAAUAAGUGCCGUGUUUGUAGGAAAGAAUUUAAAACAACCAGUGCACUUAAAACACACCUCUUGAUCCACAGACAGGAUGGGCCUCAUUUCUGUAGCGUCUGUCAAAGAGCAUUUAAACACCAGCAUCAGCUCACUUCUCACCUGAUGACCCAGCACAAGAGAAAGCGCUAUAACUGCACUCAGUCUGGCUGCCACAAAGCAUACGAUAACAAAAAGUCCCUAAAACAUCACUGUGCCUCUCGACACGGAGUCCAGCUCACGUCUCCUUCCUCCUCCAGCCUCUCUUUCGACUACGACGUGCCGGCCUCAGCGUGGGAUCCAAUGGUUAAUCUAGCUGCGCCCGACUACCUCUUUACCUCUCAACCGAAGCCUGUCUUGGCGCCUGUGUUAAAGAAUGCCAGGUAUUCUGGAAAACUCUUCCGUUCUUAUGACACAGGAGAUUUUGGGAUGGAACGCAAUGCAGAAGAUGCGCAUCCCUCUCGGGUUAAACAUUCAGCAUGUCAAAAAAGCUGGACUUUACCGUCUGCUAGUGAGUCUUAUAAGGUUGAAGAAAGCAAUAAGGUGCUAAACUCAACCCAGUGGACUCAAAGAAAAUCCAUCAAAGAAAAUCCAGUGCUUUCACAACACUCAUUUGAUGUCCGUGGUCUUGAUUUUCCUGAAUCUUACCCAGAAGAACCGAAAGAGAUGCAGUCAUUUCAUCCUAACAGAGAGGCAUCUACCAGCAGCGUGGGUUGCCCUUUGACUACAAGAGCUUCAGUUAGCUCCAAACAGCAUUGUCCCAUACUGCUGAAAAACUAUCUGAAGGAGCCCAGACCUCCGAGCAAGUUAAAGCAACGGCGCAUCUUUUCCAGUUUGAGUUAUCCUGCUGUAUUAUUCCCUAAAACAAAAAGCGAGUUUGACUGUAACCUUGAUCAUGUACCUGAUUCUCCUCCUGCAACAUUCCCCAACGAUAGGAAGAGGAAGUCCUGCUCUAAGGCCGUCCUGUCUGAUGUUCCAGCUCCCCCGCUGCCUGUUCCUCAGCCCUCUUGUCAUAAACGUUCACGACCACGCUCUUCCUACCUCGUCUCACCAAGCCAAGUGGCGCUUGCAUCCUUCAGCACUUACCUUGGCAAACAGUUUUUACAAAAGGACCCUGUUUUGAAAUCAACAGGAGAGGAAACAAACUCUGGUUGCAGAACAUAUAAAGGAACUUCACCUGUUUGCAGAGCUCAGUCACAGCCCUCAAGUUCUCAAGAAGCUGUUGGAGCAAAGGAGGAACAUGAUUCACAAGCAUCCAACUCAACACUGGAUGAUGGACAGAAGGGGGCUUCAUGGACAAACCUUUCCCCAUUGAUCAUGCCUGUGUCCGUCCCAGUCUCUACCACAAAUGUUUUAGGCCCCCAAGCUCACACACAACAAGCCAAGAAGUCACAGACUCAUAAAGGUGCAUCUAAGAAGUGUCGUCAUCAUGACCCUUUAAACCGCCUUAUCAUCCCCAGUCCACCUCUGCCUUGUCUAUCUUCCCCACAUUGCACCGAUAAUAAGGAUUUGCAGAGAAGCAGUGUCAUAGGAAUUUACCCCAGCCAGCUGCGCUCACCAAACUAUCUGGCAGAGCACCCACUGAGCCCUAGCUUUCACCCCCCACCAUACACCCCUCAGCCUAUGCUGAGCCCUCUCCGUUCUGGGACAGGUCUCUAUUCUAAAAGCCUCCCACUAAAUCAGCCAUGCUCAUCUCUACCCAGCAUAUUUGAUGGUGUCUCCUUUCCAGUUAACAACACAGCCAUCAACAUACAGCCGAGGAUAAACAUAGGUUCACCAUUUCAGGCAGAGAUCCCUCCAGUGCAGGACACGCUGUACAUGCUGUAUGAAGAACACCCCGCUCAACUCCUUUGGACUCCUUGGAAAGAUCUCUCUACUAACACAGAAACACAACAGAGGGUCAAAGAGCUUGUAGAUAUGUGCUGUUCCAGUGUGCUACCAGCAGGAGGCACCAAUAUUGAAUUCGCUCUCCACUGCCUUCAUGAAGUUCAAGGAAACAUAAUGGCAGCACUGGACUUACUCUUAAUGAGGGGAGAUUUCCGAAGCUCCUGGCACCCUCUGAAUGAUUACCACUACACAGGGUCAGACCACUGGUCAGCACAAGAGAUGAGAGUGUUUAAGAAAGCUCUGGUUGAACAUGACAAAGACUUUCAACAGAUUCAUCAUGUGUUGCAGACAAAAUCAAUAUCCCAGUGUGUGGAAUAUUACUAUAACAUGAAGAAGCUAAAGAAGUUCAAGCAAUGUGCCCGAGCUACAAAUAAAAAGGAUGAAAGUGGAGAGGUAUCUGUAAGUUUUGUUUCAGUGCAUGGACACAAGAUCACACAAGAUGGUUAUUAUAUCUGAAUGUAGAUCAUCUAAAUCACUACUGACUGAAUUUGUCAUGGCAUUUUCCUAAAGGCAUUCAAAUAGUCUGAACAGAUAAAUGGGAACAUAGGGCUGAAGACAACUGCUGCUCAGAGUGAAGUGUGUGCCAGGUUACACUAUAUCCUAUGUUAAAUUAAUUUUAAAAAUAAUUCAUUUAUGGCUAUUUUUAAUAGUAAUAUGUAUUUUUAGUGCAUGCUAUGGGAUUUUUGUUCCUUGAAAAAACAUUUGCAAAUUUAAAAAUUCCAAAUUAAAAAUCAUUUUACCUUUAAAUGCAGAGGUAUGAAGAAGCCCUGUUCCCCCUCAGUGAGGAGAGAAGCUCCAGAUGGUGGUAGGCAAGCAAGGACCCAGGCCAGAGAAGAAGACUAAAGUGAACUGAAUUCCAAUCAGUAUUUCAUUUCUUUAAAUUCAUUGCAAGUGAUUAACAUUGGCCUUAAAAUUAACCCUUUUUUCUCAAAAUAAAGUUCUCAUAAAAAGAA
Puntigrus tetrazona (Sumatra barb) is the source of this 3122-nucleotide messenger RNA. It is a transcript of the gene znf541, whose product is annotated as zinc finger protein 541. Bases 1 to 2625 code for a protein of 874 amino acids. Gene Ontology annotation, cellular component: histone deacetylase complex; transcription regulator complex. Gene Ontology annotation, biological process: regulation of transcription by RNA polymerase II; negative regulation of DNA-templated transcription. Gene Ontology annotation, molecular function: transcription corepressor activity. The transcript is spliced from 13 exons. The record is from RefSeq and is a predicted model, not a curated record. NCBI's taxonomy places the organism in Eukaryota, Metazoa, Chordata, Actinopteri, Cypriniformes, Cyprinidae.